AUGUACAAAGCAACAAAAGAUAUUUCAAGCUUUGAAGAAAUAAAGUCUAGGUGUUUAAAAAGGAAUAAUAAAGUAUCAUUUGAUAAUGUUUCACGGAUUAUUGAUUUAUAUGAAAUUUAUCUUAGACAUAUAAAAUUAAGAGAUAAUUUGUUAAAUCAAAGAAAUCGUCUAACAGAUGAAAUCAAACAAGGGAUUGUUGAUAGGAGUGAUUCUUCUUAUCAGAAACUUAUCAAUUACGCUUCAGAAAUAAAAAAAAAAAUUCAGAAAGCUGAAACAGAUUUACGUUUUAUUAAAUUAGAACUUUUACAACUUGGUUUAACAAUACCAAAUGAUAUUCAUCCAUUAUCUCCUAUAGGUCCAGAAGAGAAUGCAAAAGUUGUAAGGUAUAUUAACUCAGAUAAACAGUGUUUUAUAUCUGAGCCAAAGGAUCAUAUUAUUAUUGCUAAUAUUUUGGAUUUAAUUGAUUUUGAUGCUGGAGCUAAAACUUCAGGACAUGCAUUUUAUUUUCUUAAGAAUGAAGCAGCGAUUAUGGAAUUAGCCCUUGUAAAUUAUGCUUUAAUAAAAGCAAUAAAUGCAGGGUGGAAGUUUGUUAUACCACCAAGUAUUGUUCGUUCAGAGAUUGUUUCAGCAUGUGGUUUUCAACCUAGGGACAACUUUAAUAAUACACAAAUAUAUUUUUUACAUCAUUCUUCUACAGAACCAACUCACUGUCUUGCUGGAACUUCAGAAAUUUCUAUAGCUGGUAUAGGAAUUAAUAAAACUUUAAAAGGUUCAGAUCUUCCAAAAAAAAUAGUUGGUGUUAGUCGUGCUUACAGGUCUGAGGCGGGUGCAAGAGGGAAAGAAUCGAGAGGUUUGUACCGAGUACAUGAGUUUACAAAAGCAGAAUUGUUUGCAUGGACUGAUCCUAAAGAAAGCGACAAAAUGUUGGAAGAUAUUUUAGAUUUGCAGGAAAAUAUUAUAAAAGAACUUGGGUUAUAUGCAAGAGUACUGGAUAUGCCUACAUUUGAAUUAGGUGCUUCAGCAUAUAAAAAGUAUGAUAUAGAAGUAUGGAUGCCUGGUCGUGCUGCAUGGGGAGAAGUUAUGUCGUGCUCCAAUUGUACAGAUUAUCAGACUAGAAGGUUAAAUACUCGCUAUAUAACCUACCCUGGUGACAAAUUGAAUUGGCCACAUACAUUAAAUGGUACAUUAGUAGCAAUACCACGGCUAAUUAUUGCAAUUUUAGAGACAUAUCAAAACAGUGAUGGAAGCAUUAGGAUCCCAACUGUUUUGCAGAAAUAUAUGGGUGGCAUGACAACUAUAAAAAAAGAGCAUGAUAUGUAUUAUCAUUUGUAA
Messenger RNA from Pneumocystis jirovecii RU7, 1332 nucleotides. Its product is annotated as serine-tRNA ligase. The record is from RefSeq and is a predicted model, not a curated record. Gene Ontology annotation, molecular function: ATP binding; tRNA binding; serine-tRNA ligase activity. The transcript is spliced from 3 exons. Gene Ontology annotation, cellular component: mitochondrion. The coding region runs from base 1 to 1332 and encodes 443 amino acids. Gene Ontology annotation, biological process: mitochondrial seryl-tRNA aminoacylation. Lineage: Eukaryota; Fungi; Ascomycota; Pneumocystomycetes; Pneumocystales; Pneumocystaceae.